AUGUCAAAGGUGAAAAAAACGUGUCACUCAAAGUUGGCGACAGGUAUAAAUGCCGCGACCGUCCAACGGAUUAGCCAGAAGUCUCUGUCUCUUUCUCCUAACCCACAUCUUAGUACCCACACCUUGGACCACUAAACCAGGCAACGACUGAAGAGCCAGAGGAUAGACUCGCAGCGAUGGGCUCGUGCCAAUUCCUUGCAUCUUUGGUCCUGUUCAUGUGCUGUCAUGUACUCUCCUCACGAGCAUGGUCAGUCAACAACUUCCUAAUGACAGGACCCAAGGCACAUCUCACUUAUACAAGCAGUGUCCAGAUUGGUGCACAACGCGGCAUAGAGGAAUGUAAACAUCAGUUCUCAUGGGACAGGUGGAACUGUCCGGAGAGCGCCCUACAAUUAUCAACACAUAACGGGCUGCGAAGUGCGACAAGGGAGACAGCUUUUGUCCAUGCCAUAAGUGCAGCUGGAGUUAUGUAUACCCUAACUAAGAACUGCAGUAUGGGGAGCUUCGAGAACUGCGGCUGUGACGAUUCAAAAACAGGCAAAAUGGGAGGUAGAGGUUGGAUUUGGGGUGGUUGCAGCGACAAUAUUGAUUUUGGGGAGAACAUUUCCAAGCAGUUUGUAGAUGCGUUGGAAAAUGGUCACGAUUCUCGCGCUGCAGUCAACUUGCACAACAAUGAGGCUGGUCGACUCGCGAUCAGGUCAACGAUGAAAAGAUCUUGCAAAUGUCAUGGAGUCUCCGGGAGCUGCAGCAUCCAGACCUGCUGGAUGCAACUUUCAGACUUUCGCGACGUCGGAAAUUAUCUGAAAGUUAAACAUGACCAGGCUCAAAAGUUGGAGAUGGACAAAAGACGUAUGAGGGCAGGGAACAGUGCAGACAACAGAGGGGCCAUCUCGGACACUUUCAGCACCAUCGCGCGCACAGAGUUAAUUUAUAUGGAAGAUUCGCCUGAUUACUGCGUGAAAAAUCUUAGCCUUGGACUACAUGGAACCGAGGGAAGAGAAUGUCUGCAAAGUGGGAAGAACCUGUCCCAAUGGGAAAAACGAAGCUGCAGAAGGCUAUGCCAUGAUUGUGGUUUGAAAGUGGAGGAGAGGAGGACAGAGACAGUCAGCAGCUGCAACUGCAAGUUCCACUGGUGCUGCACAGUGAAGUGUGAGAAAUGUACACAAGUUGUGACGAAAUAUUUUUGUGCCAAAAGAAACCGUAGCCGCAGGCCGCACAACACGAGGCGAAAACAGCGCACACGAAACAGUUAA
Chanos chanos (milkfish) is the source of this 1253-nucleotide messenger RNA. Its product is annotated as protein Wnt-8a. Gene Ontology annotation, biological process: cell fate commitment; canonical Wnt signaling pathway; neuron differentiation. Gene Ontology annotation, cellular component: extracellular region. The transcript is spliced from 6 exons. Gene Ontology annotation, molecular function: cytokine activity; frizzled binding. The record is from RefSeq and is a predicted model, not a curated record. NCBI's taxonomy places the organism in Eukaryota, Metazoa, Chordata, Actinopteri, Gonorynchiformes, Chanidae. The coding region runs from base 177 to 1253 and encodes 358 amino acids.